This is a messenger RNA of Boleophthalmus pectinirostris (great blue-spotted mudskipper), 1938 nucleotides long. RefSeq names its product regulator of G protein signaling 9b (gene rgs9b). NCBI's taxonomy places the organism in Eukaryota, Metazoa, Chordata, Actinopteri, Gobiiformes, Gobiidae. The coding region runs from base 1 to 1938 and encodes 645 amino acids. The record is from RefSeq and is a predicted model, not a curated record. Gene Ontology annotation, biological process: G protein-coupled receptor signaling pathway; regulation of G protein-coupled receptor signaling pathway; intracellular signal transduction. The transcript is spliced from 19 exons.
AUGACGAUCCACAAAUCUGUGCUCCGGGACCACGGACAGCGGUACCGGCCGCGCAUGGCCUGCCUCCCCAAGGCCGAGAGCCUCGUCCUCCAGAUGCAGGACCCGAAAUCCGGACUCAAGUCUCAACCCCAAAGACUCGUCACUCAACCACCACUCCCCCAUUGUGUUUCAGGAGAAGACAUCGUGAGCUGGUUAUCUGAGCGCUUCAACAUCGACGCGACAGAGGCGCGCAGUGUGGGCUCCAUGCUGGUCGCCCUGGGUUACCUGUACCCGCUUCAGGACCACAAGAAACUGUCAAUCAAACCGGACGCUUCACUCUACCGCUUCCAGACGCCGUACUUCUGGCCGGCGCAGCAGUGGCCUGUGGAGGACACAGAUUAUGCAAUCUAUCUCGCAAAAAGAAAUAUUCGCAAAAAAGGUCUCCUGGAGCUGCACGAGCAGGAGCAGUACAACCGACUGCACAAGUGGAUGAACCACAAAUGGGAUUUUAUCGUGAUGCAGGCGAAAGAACAGUACAGAGCAGCAAAGGAGCGAAAAAAACCCGACCGAGUCGUGUUCGAGUGUCAAGAGAGAGCGUACUGGACCGUCCACAGACCCCCGCCGGGGACGGUGAGUGCGAUGGACUACGGCCUGGACCGAAGAGCCGACCCCAACACAGAACAGGCGCCGAGUCCAGACGUCUACGAGAGAACAAUGAUCUUCACGCAGCAGUCCAUCAUGAGGCCCCGAGUCAAGUCGUCCGUGUCUCUGGGAGCUCUGGUGAAACACUGCUCCACGUACCUGAGCCACGACCCGUUCCUGUCCCGGUGUUUGCCGUCCAACCCCUGGCUCACGGACGACGCCACCUACUGGACGCUCAACAUGCCCAAUGUGGAGGUUCCGACCAAACAGCGCGUGGAAAGAUGGAGCUUCAGCUUCGGAGAACUUCUGUCCGACCCACGAGGACGAGACGACUUCAGACUGUUUCUGAGGAAAGAGUUCAGCGGGGAGAACUUGGCGUUCUGGGAGAGCUGUGAGGACCUGAAGUGGGGAGCAGCCGCGACGAUAAAGGAGAAGGCGGAACACAUCUACAAGACGUUCUUGGCGCGUGGAGCUCCUCGUUGGAUCAACAUCGACGGAAAAACGAUGGAGAUCACCAUAAAGUCCCUGAAGCACCCUCACAGAUACGUGCUGGACGCGGCGCAAACUCACAUUUACAUGCUCAUGAAGAAGGAUUCUUACGGACGAUACCUGAAGUCUCCAGUUUUCAAAGAGACUCAGAGAAAAGCCCUGAGCCCCGAGGAGCACAAGUUCACGGACUCGCAGCUGGAGCAGAACGCUCGCAGUCGCCGCCCGAGUCUGAGUCCGAUGGUCCUGAGGCAGCUGGAGCAGGAGAGAAGAGCCAAGAUGGCGGCCGCCGCUCCGGUCGACAUCACGCAGUUGUGCAGGUUCACGACGCCGGUUCCUCACUUGGCCGUGUACUCUGGUUUCUCUGACUCCUCCCCCUCCUCUUUGCCCCUCCCCUCGGCGACGCCCACCUGUCCGUCACCCAUCAGCGUCGCCCUGGAAACCACCUCGACGACAGAAGCACAAGACCCGCCCCCUCUGGCCUCCGCGACCCCGCCCCGCUCCAGGUUCGGCCUAUCGCUGCGCAGGUUACUCCGGAGGGGGUGCGGCUCGUCCGGCGUCUUCGCCUCGCUCUCGCCCAAAUGUCAAUCGACGCCAGGGGGAGGGGCCGGCGGCAGGGUGCAGCCAAUCAGCAGCGAGCAGCAGGGACAAGCCCCGCCCAGACGCUUUGGCAAUUUUUUCCAGAUUAAAGUGGACAUGCCUCCGGAGUGCAGGAUCUACCCCAUCGAGUCUGAGGACGAGGAGGAGGACAGGGCGCCCUCUAGAGGCCUGGGCACCAAGGAGAUCAUCUGCCCCUGGGAAAGCCUCACCGCCCACAACGGCACGUCCUAA